AUGGCUUCCAGCAAGACUUCGCAACUUCAUCUCUACGCUCUGCCAAAUGAGGUCUUUGUGCACAUCCUAUCUCCCUUCUCCACCCGUGACCUGCUCCCUUUGGCGACCAUCUCCCAUCGCUUUCAUGCCCUGGUCUUACGCAUCAUUCAUUAUCGCCUUCUGAUAGCCGCGGCCCUGAAAGAGUACAAGCUUAUCCUCGAAUGCUUUCACCCAAGCUCUAAGCUUACCGAACCCCACGUGUUCUGCAAGUAUCUCGGCACAGAUGGCUUAAGCGACCGAUAUGAGGGGAAGGGCUCGUUGUACGAGGACGUAGACACAGCCAAGCGACUAGGAAGACUGACCUCUCUCUAUUCACGAUUUCGUCCAGAAGUGGCCAUUGAGCAAAGGGCUAGCGGAGCGAGUGUAACUCCAUCUUCGGACCUCCGUGAGGGUGAACUCGGCCAAGAGGAUACGCCUGUGACAAGGCCUGUCAAUCUCGAAGAUUUCGAGAAUUUCUCCCAGCUAUGCGUUGUUGUGAGUGUGGUGAAGGUAGUGCCCGGAACAAAUCUCCUUUUAAGCGCCAUCGAGGUCGUAGACGGUGUGGUCAGGCUAUUUCGAGACUGGUUAAGGGAUCAAGAACAGAGGAGUAGUAGCGAUACCCCCAGCUGCUCAAGCGACGGUCCAAUUCUAUGGGUCGACGCAAGCCAGAAUGUAGGUCUCAAACUUCGAGUACGACAGAAAGAGAUAUCCGAUCAGCAAUUCCCUAUUCUUGUGCAUCGUGAUGAGAUGCCACCUGUUAAUUAUGAGGUGGACAUUGAAGAACUGCGUAUCCGUACCACACGGCUGUUACUGGCUGUUGAACAGUCACAGCAGGAACAACAAGACUACACCAGGGCUGUGAUUUUCACUCAGCCUCGGGCAGAAUAG
Molecule: messenger RNA, 906 nt
Organism: Aspergillus udagawae
Lineage: Eukaryota; Fungi; Ascomycota; Eurotiomycetes; Eurotiales; Aspergillaceae
Product: F-box protein
Exons: 4
Coding region: 1-906 (301 amino acids)
Molecular function (GO): protein binding
Source: RefSeq, a predicted model, not a curated record